Messenger RNA from Bactrocera neohumeralis, 3129 nucleotides. RefSeq lists its product as uncharacterized. The record is from RefSeq and is a predicted model, not a curated record. Gene Ontology annotation, biological process: proteolysis. Gene Ontology annotation, molecular function: serine-type endopeptidase activity. The transcript is spliced from 8 exons. NCBI's taxonomy places the organism in Eukaryota, Metazoa, Arthropoda, Insecta, Diptera, Tephritidae. The coding region runs from base 7 to 3129 and encodes 1040 amino acids.
AUCAACAUGAAGUUGCUUAUUGUUUUAGCUCUCGCAUUGGCUGCAGCCUCUGCAACUCCGGUUUACGAAAAGACCGCUUUCAUCGAGGACUUACCAGAGUCUCCAGUUUUGGGUGGACGCAUCACCAAUGGUGAUUAUGCUUGGGAUGGCUUGGUACCCUAUCAAGCUGGUUUACUUAUAUCGAAGAAUUCAGGCAAUUACUGGUGUGGUGGUUCCUUGAUUGGCUCAAAUUGGAUUCUGACUGCCGCUCACUGCACAGAUGAGGCUCACACCAUCACCGUCUACUUGGGUAGCGUUGUACGUUCCAAUGGCAACCAAUAUGCAACCACCAUCCACUCCCAGGAUAUCCACCAGCACCCCAAUUACAACUCUAAUACUCUGGAUAACGACGUCACUCUCGUGUGGAUCCACUCUGUUUCCUUCUCUGGCAACAUUCAAGCCAUCAGACUGCCAUCUUUCAACCAAUACAGCAACUAUGAGGGUCAAUGGGCUACCGCAUCUGGCUGGGGUGGCACUUCGGGCAACAACCAAGACCAUUUGCAAUACGUCAGUGUUCAGGUGAUCUCCAACAGCGAAUGCGCUAGCGUCUAUGGCAGCAGCACUGUCACUGACAACACCAUCUGCGUUUCCACAAACGGCGGACGUUCGACUUGCGGUGGUGACUCUGGUGGCCCAUUGGCUGUGGACAACAACCAAGUGUUGAUUGGUGUGACUUCAUUCGUUGCUGCCGCCGGUUGCACCGCUGGUCUGCCAUCUGGUUUCCAACGUGUCAGCCGCCAUUUGGACUGGAUCCGUGGUGUCACCGGUAUUUAUGCAAUACCGGUGACACCACGGAUCCAGUCCAAAUGGCGGCUGACACGUUGGAAACCAGAUGGCAGACCAGCGGUGCAACCGGCGGCAGCAACGAAUGAAGUCACACCAAUCAACACUUGGUUGUUGUCCACAGCCAAUGGGCCACCAGAGUCACCACCGCAAGUCGAACGUCCGCCUUUGGGUAACAUGGCCGAUCAAUUGCAAGAGAUGUCCAGAACCGUAGAUACAAACGACGAGUGUAAGAAGAACGAUAAUACCGCAGAGAGUGAUAUAGAAUCAGAUUUGAACAGUUCCGGCGAAACCAACUUAUUUGGUGAUGAUGAUGCAGAUAGCAGCAGCAGCACUAGCAUAGCCGGUGGCAGUCUUUCACAGCGUCGCAAUUUGCCGCGUCGUGCUUGCAAAGAAAAUAGCUUAAAACUAAAACGACGUUCGAUUGUGAAACCAAAACGCCACAGCUCCUCAAUGACAUGUGAUUUUUCUAUGCUCCGUCCAGCUGAUAUACGUAAAAUUUACUGCAAUAAAAAACUGAAAAGUUUCCGACCCACUUGCUUGGAGACAAUUUUUGAAGAUCCACAGCCUGAACCGCGCCGCGGCAAUGAUGCUGUUGCAGCCUGCAAUAGUGCAUUACGUUUAAUUGGUUUACGUAAAAUACGACGUUCGUUAUCCUGUUCAGAUGGUUUGAAUACCAAUAAAGCUUUAAUAAAACAGAGACGUGCUAAAAUAAAAAAAGCCUUUGGACGACGAAGUGCUUGCAAAAAGAUAUCAUUACAUGAUUUCAUCGAUCGUUUGAAUAAAAGUUUCGGCGACGAAGCCGACGUAGAAGAUGCGGAUCUGGAGACUGACGACAAUAAUCCACAGGAUGUAUCAAUGGAGGCAGAAAUGUGCGCUGUAGCGGCAGAUUCUUCACUGUCUGCAGAAGCGACACCAACAAAGACUGAUUUCGCAAUGCAAUUGGGAACGGAUUUAGUUGAUGCAAAUCAGUAUAGCAAUCCAAAGGUUGAUAGGGAGGCGUUAUAUCUUGUGUCAAAUAAUUGUGGAACUCUGUCAUAUUCUUCAGAUACCGCAGAUACUAGUUUGAUGGAGCGCUACACCGCCACCAGUUGGCGGCAAGUGAAACCAAUGUAUUUGCUGUCCAUGUACGAACCGACCGAUGAUUAUUCUGGUGAGCCGAUGGUUUUCAGUUUAGAAGCGGACGCUGACGCAGAAGACGAUAUGCGGUUGCAUCGCACGCCCGCGAUGGAUCGUAUUUUUGGCGGCAGCGUCGCACAACGUCAUAGCUUUCCAUAUCAAGUCGGUUUGUUGUUGCAGCGGCCCAAGGGGCUGUACUGGUGUGGUGGAGCAUUGAUUUCGGAUGAAUAUGUCUUGACUGCGGCACAUUGUGUGGAUAUGGCCAAGCGUGCUUUAGUGUUUCUCGGUGCUCAUGAGAUUAAAAACGCCAACGAAAUGGGCCAAGUACGCAUUAUGGUUAAGCGUAACAGUUUCAUCAUAUAUCCAUCGUGGAAUCCGCGUCGUCUCAAAGAUGACAUCGCUUUGGUGCGCUUGCCAGUGCCUAUCGAAUUUAACGAUCGCAUACAGCCGAUUCCAUUGCCGCGUCGCAGUUAUGAGUACCAAGACUUUGAAAAUAAAUUAGCCAUCGCUUCCGGCUGGGGACGCUAUGCGAUGGGCGCGCAUGCUAUUAGCAACGUGCUACGUUAUGUGAGGCUGCGCAUAAUCGACGGUUGGACCUGCAAACGCAGUUUCCCGCUCUCAUAUCACAGCACGAAUAUCUGUACGAGCGGCAAGUAUGCGCGUUCCACUUGCAACGGCGAUUCUGGCGGUCCACUGGUUGUACGUCGCAAACACACGAAAAAACGUAUACUCGUCGGUCUCACAUCAUUCGGCAGUAUUCAUGGCUGCAAUCUCGGCUAUCCGGCGGCAUUUACGAAAGUCGCUUCAUACCUGGACUGGAUUAAUGAUGAAACCGGCAUUGAAUUGUGGCACGAAUCAUCGAACGCGAUUGUUUUCAAAAAGAUGUUAAAAGAUUACGAGCGAAAGCAACGCAGAUACAAAUACCUAAAGGAGGAUUUAACGAUGGAAGACGAAGAAGACUGGAAUGACAGCACUGAACAGAUACCCGAGUUUACACCAACACGCCUGAAUCGCCCAUCCAGGGUUGGCCGCACGUCGUAUACUUUAAGGCCGCCAAGGCAAAGGCUACUUGAAGUAAUUUACAAUUCACCACCGGAUGGUUCGAUAAGACCGGCAUUGAUUUAUAGAACCGAUAACGAACAUAAUGAUUUCAUACAUUUGCUUGUGUUCAUAAUGAAUCGUCAAUGA